This is a messenger RNA of Daphnia pulicaria, 693 nucleotides long. RefSeq names its product cytochrome c oxidase assembly factor 7 homolog. Bases 1 to 693 code for a protein of 230 amino acids. The transcript has 2 exons. The record is from RefSeq and is a predicted model, not a curated record. Gene Ontology annotation, cellular component: mitochondrial intermembrane space. Gene Ontology annotation, molecular function: protein binding. Lineage: Eukaryota; Metazoa; Arthropoda; Branchiopoda; Diplostraca; Daphniidae.
AUGUUUCUGAUGAAAGGUGAAACUGAUGAAGAGGUGAAACAGUACUUGGACAAUUUAGGAACUGAGUACAGGUUUGGAUGUUUGAGCGAAAAGAAACCGGAAGUAUGUCACCUUCUGGGAGAUUUCAUGAAAAGCAUAAAAAAAGAUUUCAACAAAGCAGCUUCAUUGUACAGAUCUACAUGUGAUGACUACCAAUUCAGCCGCAGCUGCCAUAAAUUUGCUUCUUAUGCUUUAACUGGUAAAGGUGGUCCUGCAGACCCAUCAAAAGCAUUUGAUUACUUUAAGAAAGGGUGCAAUUUUGGAGAUGCAGAUUCUUGUCUGUAUGCUGGCCUUAUGUGUACAGCCAACAAUGAAAAAAUUAAAGUUAAACUAGAUUACCCACAAGGAAUGGGAUUUCUGAACCAGUCGUGUGAGAAGGGGAACCACAAUGGCUGCUACUAUCUUAGUGGCAUGUAUUUGACUGGUGUACCUGAAGUUUUAGAAAAAAACAUGACCUCUGCCUUCAAUUACAGCAUAAAGGCUUGUGAUCUUGGUAAUAUAUAUGCUUGUGCCAAUGUUAGCAGAAUGUACACUAAAGGUGAUGGAGUAGAGCCGAAUGCCGAAAUUGCAUUACAAUUUAAGAAAAAGGUUUUUGAAAUGGAAAAAGAGCUGAGAGGUCAGUUUAAACCUAUUGAAAUGGAAAGAGGAGCCUAA